Carlito syrichta (Philippine tarsier) is the source of this 570-nucleotide messenger RNA. RefSeq names its product chromosome unknown C15orf61 homolog (gene CUNH15orf61). The record is from RefSeq and is a predicted model, not a curated record. Bases 1 to 474 code for a protein of 157 amino acids. The transcript has 2 exons. Lineage: Eukaryota; Metazoa; Chordata; Mammalia; Primates; Tarsiidae.
AUGGAGGCCGCGCGGAGGGCGCACGAGGCCGUGCUACACCUGCUGCUGAACCGGCCAUGGGCCCCGCGCGCCGCGGCCCGCCCGCGGCCCCGCGCGUCCGAGGUGCUGACGCGGCACCUGCUGCAGCGGCGCCUGCCGCACUGGACGUCGUUCCUGGUGCCCUACCGCGCCGUGCGCAACGACCAAUUCGGCCGCUCGCACUUCAACUGUCCGGUGCCCGGCGCCAACUACCACGUGCUGCGCACCGGCUGCUUCCCGUUCGUCAAGUACCACUGCUCGCGCGCGCCCUGGAGUGACCUGGCUGCGCAGGACCGCCUCUUCACUGCGCUCAAGGCCCUCAACCUCGGUAUCCCAACAUUACUAUAUGGACUUAGCUCCUGGUCAUUCGCCAGAGUCACGGAGACUGUGCACACCAGUUAUGGACCAGUAAAGAUUUACUUUUUAAAUAAAGAAGAGGAAGGUGCCAUAUAUUGAAAGUGUGCAUUGGAGAGCAUAGAUGCCAGUGGAUAUUCUUGUGUGUAAAUGUGCAGUAUUUAUUUUUGAACCUUUAAAAUAAAACUUUUGCAAGCA